Molecule: messenger RNA, 1059 nt
Organism: Pyricularia grisea
Lineage: Eukaryota; Fungi; Ascomycota; Sordariomycetes; Magnaporthales; Pyriculariaceae
Exons: 4
Coding region: 476-832 (118 amino acids)
Biological process (GO): protein insertion into ER membrane
Cellular component (GO): endoplasmic reticulum membrane
Molecular function (GO): protein folding chaperone
Source: RefSeq, a predicted model, not a curated record
UCGCUCAAUCGGCUUCUAACAAGGAACCAACCCUCCAUAGCUACGCAACAUGCUACAACUCAAAUCUGACUAACCUUACUUAAUCGAGGUAGGCCUGAGCAAAUCACCACAAUUACAGAUGCCAUGGAAGAUACCUAGUCCACUCGUAAAGUCAUAGAGAAAGAUCACAACAGCAUGUUUCUCCAGAAUACAGAAUGAGGGCACACUGUGGCGGGUCUGUUUCCCCAAUGACCCGCUCGCUACAAACAGCAUUACUUGUGGGGCAAUUAGCGCUCACCUCGAUUGGCCCCUGGAUUGGUCUGUGUUGCGCGGUUGGGGUGCACCUCCAGCUUCGCGGUCUGAUUGACCGUCUGUUGGCUGUCGCGCAACUUCAUCGCGAUAUCAGUUUAUCAUUAGGGUCCGCACGUUAAUCCCUUCCAGCCAGAAAACAUCUUAUAUCUGUCCGAACCACCCAGGCCCAAACUCGAAGCCCAAAAUGGCGACCAAAAAGGAUAUGCGCAGGGCAGAUUUGAUUGUGCCGUACCAGGCGCCGGCUCCCAAGGCCGACGGCGCCGAUAUCCAGUCCACAAUUUCCUCGACCCUGCCAAUGGCUGCUAUUUUCAUGAGGAACCGCUUCAUCGGAUGGGCUGCGGUUGUGUUCAGUUUACAGAGCUGGCUGGGUGAGAGCGAAGAGUCGAAGAACAAUUCGGCAACCCCUGGCUACUUUGGCGUUGGCAUGUCGCUCAUGUCCCUUGUUGUCUGCUACUUGCCGAUGUUCCUUCCUCCCCAAGCCGGUGGCCUAAAUCGCGGAGCUACGGGAACCAAUGCUCCUCCCCCGGUCCCUCCGUCAUAGAAAAGUCGAGGCUUGAUUUGCUGGCUCUGUAUAAUUCAGGUAAUCUUCUGCUAGUACAGAAUGAUAUAUAACUUAUCGUGAACGGGAGGAAUAGCUCGGCGAAGUAAUAAAUGGUAACUGUACAUACAGCACUGCUUUAGGUUUCAUGAGAAAAAGAAGAGAAAAAAAACACGAAGUGAUUUCACCGUCUGUCCCGACGCUAAUGCGCAAUCCCCUCUGUCCUUUGU